AAAAGACGCUACAGAUGUUUAUUUUCCUGCGUUAAAGCUUGAUGCUUGAGCGAUCAGGAUAAUGAAUAGGGUUAAUUUGAUUAGAUAUGUCAUUGAGGACGUUUUUGAGUAAAAGGGCCGGGCGUGCAUGUGUGGCCAUUCUAGCCUGCGUCUACCACGUACGUCGAUGGUUGGUCGGUUAAUUUUACGACCAUAUAACUCAUAUUUUUAAUUCAAAAGAAGAGCCUCAGACAUCCGGAGUAUGUAUGUAAACAAGAAAUCUAAUCUACUGAAAUGGCAAGUGGCUUUUGCCUUGGCUUUGAUAGUGGCUGUGGCUGUGGGCCUGACCAUGGGAUUGUUAUAUCACUACAAAGAUACUGGCACUGUGGCAGUCACCCAACGACCAACAGAAGCGCCGCCACAGCCGACUGGCGAGUACCAGUACGCCAAAGCUGCGGUUGCCGCCGAUGCUGGGGAAUGCUCAGAGAUUGGCCGGGAUAUUUUGGAAAAGGGCGGCUCAGCCGUUGACGCGGCUAUUGCAGCCUUGUUAUGUGUCGGUCUUCAUAACUGUCACAGUGCAGGCAUCGGAGGAGGGUUCUUUAUGCUGACCUACAACGCUAGGACUCAAACCGUAGACAUGUUGGAUGCCAGAGAAAAGGCUCCACUUGCGGCCUCUGAAAAUAUGUUUGAAAAUGAGACUGAUGAUGCGUCUACCUCUGGUGGCUUGGCUAUUGGUGUUCCUGGGGAGGUAGCUGGCUACUGGACCGCUCACCAACGCUACGGUCUCCUACCCUGGAGGGAUUUAUUUCAACCUUCUAUUAAAUUGGCAGAGGACGGAUAUGUUGUAGGCAAAGCAUUGGCUGGUGCCAUUCGUGUGAGAGAGAGUGUCAUUAAGGGCGAUCCAAGCCUAAGUGAGAUUUUCGUGAACUCUGCCACGGGCGAGACUCUGAAGGAAGGAGACACGUUGAUUAACACCAAACUGGCCGCGACUUACAAGAAACUAGCCGAGGGUGGAGAAGAUGCCUACUAUAGGGGAGAACUGACUGAUGACAUCGUGGCUGAUAUUGCAGACAGAGAUGGCAUUAUCACAAAGGAAGAUCUGGCAGGAUACAGAGUCCGACGAAAGACACCUCUGAUGAUUGAAUUGGACGGUAUGAAGGUGUACACGCCCCCACCGCCAGGCAGCGGCGCUGUGUAUUCACUCAUGAUGAAUAUCCUUGACGGAUAUGACAUUGGUCCAGACAGCAUAGCUACCACAGAAGCCGAGAUCCUAGCGACUCAUCGCAUGGUGGAAUCUUUCAAGUUCGCCUAUGCAGGCCGAUCAUUCCUUGGAGAUGAAGACUACGUGGACGUCAAAGAGGUUGUUGCCAACAUGACGUCACAGUCUUAUGCAGACUCCUUACGAGCCGCUAUUAGUGACGACUCCUCGCACGAUCCAUCCUACUACGCAGGGUACUACAACCAGCCAGAUAGUGGCACAGCCCACCUGUCAGUUGUCGAUGGGGAUGGCAACGUUGUGUCUGUAACAAGCACCAUUAACCUAUAUUUCGGCUCCAAAGUUCGCGGUACUCGCACGGGGAUCAUGUUCAACGACGAGAUGGACGACUUUUCUCAACCUGAUAGGCCGAAUGCUUUCGGUGUCCCGCCGUCACCGAGCAAUUUCAUCCGGCCAGGGAAGCGGCCAAUGUCCUCCAUGACACCCACCAUUGUCGUGGAUCGUGACGGGAAAGUUAAACUGGCGGUUGGUGCAUCGGGAGGAACACGUAUUACAACUGGAGUUGCCCAGGUAUCAGUGAAUACACUUUGGUAUGGUGAGAGCAUAAAAGAAGCGAUCCAACGCAAACGUCUUCAUCAUCAAUGGGUUCCCAAUAAUGUCACCUACGAGGCAGACUACAAUCAGGACGUCAUCGAUGGAUUGAGAGAGAAGGGUAACUUUCCAAUGGUGUCUUCCAGUGGGUGCGUAGUGCAAGGCAUCCUUCGUGACGCGCAAGGAUUCUUGAACGCUUACAGUGACGACCGGAAAGGAGGCUACCCGGCUGGUAUCUAAACUUGACCUUUUUAAUCACGCAAAGGAAGAAGGUAUCCCGUAUGUGCCAACUUCAAAGCCCAUGUGCCACAUAAUGUUUCCUCUUGUGGCUCGUGCAAAAGGAAUAGAUACCCGUGUGGCGCCCGGUUGUCGCCCACACUCCCAUUUGAUGCCUUCUCCCACUAUGACCUCUUGGUGGCGCUGUGUACAUGUAUUGUGAAUCGCUCCUUAUGCACACACCGGUAUAUUAAUUUCUACAGUCACAAAACUUAAUGAAGAAUACCAGACCUAAGAAAAUCAGUAAAAAAUACUCCAAGGCCAUAUACAUAUAACAUAAAAGGGUAUUGCUUUCCUCCUAUGAUGAUAACGCCUAAAAGCAGUCCUGAGGUCCAUAUCCAUUUUUAAAUGCUUCCACUGCAUUUGCAAAAUAGAGCAAUAUAUUUCACAGACACACUACUUCAAAUACCAGUUUAGAGCCGGGAACCUUUAGGUGCCACAAAAUAAUUAAAGAGAAAGAUUGACAGUAUACAAAUCGUGAUUUGGACAGCGUAGCAAUACUGGGCCUAUUUACUGGGCUGUAACCUCACAAUCAGGGCCCAGUUUCAUGGCGCUGCUAAGCAGACGAUUUUCUGCUAACUGAGCCUCCGUCUACACUGACGGUGACGGUACAUAAAUAAAUCUCCAUGCGCGGGCCAAAGUUAGCACAUCCGCACCAUGAAAUUCAUAAAGUGCUUAAGGUUAGCCUUACCUUUUAUACUUACUGGUAAGCAGUGCCAUAUGAAAUUGGGCCCACACCUUUGCAGAUAUGAUGGUUGGCGCAAUAUAUAGUGGAGCACAAAAUAAUGUUAUAGUAGGGCCUAAUACUUUUUACCUGCAAGCGUCAUUUUAUGUUUUAGAUAUUAAGAUCUUAUUUAAUUUGUUUUAUGAUUAUAUAGUGACCAUUUCUUAUUCACUUCCUAAUCCUCAUACCAUCUCUCUUACUCCCCUAUUCUCCCGUCAACCUCAUCCCUAGCCCCAACAUUAACCCCCCCCCCCCCACUCCCUUAUCAUGUUUGAGUUACAGUUUUCUGGUUCUGUGGUGUUUUUAUACUUGUCUGAUUAUGGCUUAUAAGUUUUUACAAUAUUGAUUUUGUUGUAAGUUUGCUUAAGAUGACUUUACGUACAUUAUAACUAUUGUAAAAAUGACUACAAUUCAGCCUCCUGGCUGUCAUGUUUCAUUUUCAAUGAAAUAAUUUAAAAAAUAAAACAUGAAUAAUUUGCGGGGUGAAUAUACAAGAGAGGUCACCUACUGAAAAAGGCGAUCUCUUUCUCUCUCUUGCUCACAGUAUUUCAAAAAAGGUGAAUAUGGACCUCAUAAGUAGCAGUCAUCAAGGCAAUGCAUUUGUCUUGCUGUGAUAUACCAGAAAUAAACCUUUUAAGCACUCAUUGUUUCUAAGUUAAAAUAACAAAGGAUGCCCUCUAAGAUGGCCGCUAUACGCAUAAAGUCUACCAAUGAGGUCUAAGAAAUACGAAGGGUGCUCAAGUUUAAGGAAUUAGUCAAUCCGGCACGAGAGGUCAUCAUGGCCUACGUCAAGGUAAUGAUGCACAAAACGCUGCUCCGUCCGUCCCGUAAAUUCAAAACUUCGAUUUUUUUUAUUCAUUGACAUUCAACAGUUGUAAUCAGAAAUGUUAUCAAUUCUUUUGCCUCCUGCAAACACUAAGCUUGGAAAACACAACGACCAUCCUCAAUCAAUAGAAUUUAUGUAGAAAUAUAACUAUGCAGUUUUUCUAGUAUAUAUUUUCCUGGUCAGUCUUGUAAUUGACUUUGUAUUUCGUUAAUCUUUCAGAAAUUUGAGAUAAUUAACACACUGUUACAAUGCAACUCAAAAUAAUUAUAAUCUACACGACUACAUGUAAUUGUCGCACAGAUUUUUCAUAUUAUUAAGGGAAUUGUUGUAAUUUAGGGAAUUAUUGUUGUUAAUGUAUUUUUACUCUUUUGGACGGUUUUAAUUCAAAUUUGGUAUACUACUUUUAAUUGAAUAGUUGUAUUUUUGGGAGGCAGGUGUUUUUACCAAUUAAGCUGAAUGAAUAAAGUAUAAUUCCAUAAUGUAUGCUCA
Messenger RNA from Patiria miniata (bat star), 4101 nucleotides. RefSeq names its product glutathione hydrolase 1 proenzyme-like. Gene Ontology annotation, molecular function: glutathione gamma-glutamate hydrolase. Gene Ontology annotation, cellular component: plasma membrane. Lineage: Eukaryota; Metazoa; Echinodermata; Asteroidea; Valvatida; Asterinidae. The transcript has 11 exons. Bases 242 to 2026 code for a protein of 594 amino acids. The record is from RefSeq and is a predicted model, not a curated record. Gene Ontology annotation, biological process: glutathione catabolic process.